AGAAACAAACCUAAAGAUUGCGUCGCUCUGCGCUCGCAUGUAGUUCGUCAUCUUAAGUCAUUGAUUGAAAAUUUUUCGUGUUGUGAGCAACACAAAGGGACGAAAAGUCGUACUUAUCGUAGUACUAAAAACUGCUAGAUGGCAGAAAAAGGAAUUCGUGAACGAUUGUGACGCAAAACCGCUUCAACAAAAACUGUACUUGUAUAAAUAUGCUUCAGCUUGAUAUAUGCUUUAUUCGUCGUCACGGCGUUUAUUUCAAAAUUCCCACAAUUUUUGAAAUCAAAACCGGCAAAGUUUUUUCUUUCAAGCAAGGGGAAGCGAAUAACUGUAUAGCAAGGGAAAAAUAAGAAUAAGUAGCAAUACAUCUUUGUUUCACCAUCACCAAGGCUGCAUAGCGCAUCAACUUCACCUCUCAGCUACACACAAAUCCAACAAAAUCAUGCCUGCUCCACGUAACAGCACGAACGGCCGCGAUUCCGUCUCCGGACGGCAGUCCACCAAGCCGGCGUCUGCGAAGAGGCGAUCUCAAGGUAUAUAUAAUCCCGUUGCAUAAUCCUGCUAUUAAACCUCAAAAAGUAUAAGGAAAUCUGGAAGUCCAUGGAACGAAUAAGUAAUCCUCUCCUACAAGUUCAUGAGCCAAUCUUGAAAGUGAGUAUAAUACCAUAAUAAAACGCCACCAGCCCCCGACCGUGUUUCGCAAGAAGCUGACUUGGCGAAGAAGAUGGGGCUUGAGAGACCCAUAUGAAAUGCAAAAGCAUCGCACUAGUAGUAAUCGCAUUAAUACAAGUUUUCUCAGCAUGACAAAUGCAAUUUCUCAUGCUGAUUUACCUUGAAAAAGAGAUUUGUCAUGCAUAAAUGCGAUUACUACGAGUACGAUACUUUUGCACAGGAUAACCCACCGCUUAUGCUGUUGUGGACACCAACGUGAUUGGCGGGCGUCGGUCCGCCAUGCUGGACAAAUACAAGGAGGGCGAGCUGGAAUCCCUGUUCAUCGACAAGGUCAAAGAACGGGACAUUGAGUGGGUACUGUAUUAGACCUUUUUGAUGUUUUCUGAAUCGAAGUGAAGUUCUAUUCCUUUUCCUCCGAUGCAAUUGCAAUCGGAAAAAAUCCAAAGCAGCAUGGUACAGGCAAAAUAAACUACGAAGGAUUUUUACUAGAGGAGCAGAAGCUUGGGCUUGGCGCAUAGCAAAGGACUUCGAGCCGCACAAUAAGGUGUUAACAAGACUAAAACAAUUUAUGUUUAUCAGGUGAAGCACACGCUUUCCCAGUGCGGGCGGGAGCUGUUCCUGAGUCCCUACGCUGGGGGGAUCAUCAAAACGUCGAUCCUGUACGCUGCUGAGUCCGCCGACGAAAACCUGUGCAAGUUGCUCGUGCGGUAUGGCGGUAAGGAGUUACUACUGGUGAAGAACUUCAAGGGUCGGGACGCACGGUACUUUGCGGAGAAGAACGGCAUCGACAUUGGAAAACUCUCCACGGAAGCAACAGUGGAUUGCUGGAACCUGAACACUUUGAACGGGCUGCAAGGUGCGAAGCGCGCUUCGGAAAAGCUGAGCGGAUCGUCGCCGACACAGACGGUGUCCACCGGCCCGAGCGAGCUGCUCUCCGGACCAGCUUCGCCAGCGGUGUAACACGCAUACUUUGUAGUGUAACUCCUGUACUGCUAGUGUUUCAACAUCUAAAUUUGAGAUUGAUACGAUAGUUAGAGUGUGUUGACGUCGAGUUGCAGCACUUGCAGAAUUUACUUUAUUCCAAGAAGUUCACUCGAAGUAAAAUUUGAUUUUGUAUGAUUGGGUCGUGUUGCUUUGAAUCGAAAAUAGUUUGGCUUACACAUCACAGCAAAAUUUUUGUGAUUUAUUCAGAAAACCGAUUUUUCGCCGCUUUGGGUGGUUGAAUUUUGGGAGAUUUUCUUGUUUUUUUGUAACCUGUAGAUUAAAUUGCCCCACCCUUUGCUGGUUCGGUUUACUAUACGAGGUCGUACUCUUAUUUUUCAAUGCACCCGGAAAACUGCACUUUCCAUUAUCUGUUUCAAAAAGCGCCACUCGUUACGGUGACCUCCUGACGUUUUUUUACAUUAGGUCGAUUGGACCAAAUACACAUGGCUACAUAGAGACACAAUUUGCUCGGCAACAUUCAUAGCUUUGCCCUUUUCAAACCUGGCAAAAGCACAAGGUCGAUUUUCAUUUUUCU
Amoebophrya sp. A120 is the source of this 2188-nucleotide messenger RNA. The record is from the annotation of a GenBank genome assembly. NCBI's taxonomy places the organism in Eukaryota, Dinophyceae, Syndiniales, Amoebophryaceae.